This is a messenger RNA of Drosophila montana, 4364 nucleotides long. It is a transcript of the gene Lpin, whose product is annotated as phosphatidate phosphatase LPIN. The transcript has 12 exons. Bases 500 to 3637 code for a protein of 1045 amino acids. Gene Ontology annotation, cellular component: nucleus. The record is from RefSeq and is a predicted model, not a curated record. Gene Ontology annotation, molecular function: transcription coactivator activity; phosphatidate phosphatase activity. NCBI's taxonomy places the organism in Eukaryota, Metazoa, Arthropoda, Insecta, Diptera, Drosophilidae. Gene Ontology annotation, biological process: positive regulation of transcription by RNA polymerase II; triglyceride biosynthetic process; cellular response to insulin stimulus.
UGCAAGCUCUGUCGACGAGGCAACAAGCAAGGCGGAGCAGCUAAAAAGUUGAAUACAAAGAAAAAGACAACGCUAACAAAAAGACUUGUCAAACAUUUUAUACUGAGUUACACAAAAACUGUGCCAACUUUAAAAAGUUUACUUUAAACUAUAGCAAACAAUUUCAAGUGCUGCUGCAGCAGAAAUAGAGUGAGGCGCAAUUUGUCUUGCUAGUUUUUCGUGAAAAAUCCAAAAAGGAAAUAUAAAAAAGCCAAGGAAAACCACAGCAGCGAAUAAAUAGAUUUUGAAAGAAGAAAAACUCAACGAAGUUGUCCAAAGGUUGAUUUAUCAGCAGAGCGAACGACUCAGCAACAUCAAUAACAAGUGCAAUAAAAUGAGUUUUUAUUAAUUGCGCGCACACAUACAAUUUAAAGCCGAGGAAACACGCACACAUUUGUGCGAUCUAGAAUUAACUAAAAUCGAUAUCGAUAGACAGUGUCGAUAAACUUUUGCAAUCAAAAUGCACAGUUUAGCGCGCGUUUUUAGCAAUUUGCAAGACUUCUACAAUGACAUCAAUGCGGCCACACUGACCGGAGCCAUCGAUGUGAUCGUUGUGGAGCAAAAGGACGGCGAGUUCCAAUGUUCGCCCUUCCAUGUGCGUUUCGGCAAGCUGGGCGUGCUGCGCAGUCGCGAGAAGGUGGUGGACAUUGAAAUCAAUGGCGUCCCCGUCGACAUACAAAUGAAGCUGGGCGACUCUGGGGAGGCGUUCUUUGUGGAGGAGUGCCCGGAUGAUGAUGAUGAGGAGUUGCCCGCCAAUUUGGCCACUUCACCCAUACCAAAGAGUUUUUUGCAGUCGCUGAACAAAGUCAACGACAGCCUGGAGGAAAUCCGCGGCGUGACAGCCGACAAAAGCGCUAGCGAUGAACUUCAAAUACCGUUGCCUUUGCCGCGUCGCAACUCAAUUGAUCUCUCCAAGGAGGAGCCCAAAGAAAUUGUUACAGAGGGUAGCAAGUUCGAGAAUCAGGCAUCGGACUACACGCACCGCAGGCACACGGAUAACAUCUUAGAGCGUCGUAAUUUGAGUGAGAAAAUCAAGGAGUAUACAACUCGAAAGAUGCGUCAGGAAUGGGCCGAGCAUGAGGAGUUAUUUCAAGAGAAGAAACAGCAGCCAGAGAAGGUUGAGAAAAUGCCAGAGCCAAAGUCAGAGUCGGAACCGCAACCAGCACCCGAGCCAGAGGUUGCUCAAACGCCGCCAUCAGCCAAAUCGGAGUUGCUGCUGAUACCACCAGCUGUGACAGUAGCCGCGGCAGCGCCAACUGUCAUCAGUGAGGCCAAUAAGGAUGAUGUCAAGAGCAAGACCAAGAAGCGCCGCAAGAAGUCGCAAAUGAAGAAGAAGAACACACAGCGCAAGACUUCCUCAAGCAGCUCUGCUGGCAGCGCCGCUGGCGGCGAUGCGGCCAAUGCAGAUGCCAUCUCGCUCAGCUCGUUGCAGGUCAGCAAUAUUGAUGAGACUGAUGUGGCGGCCAGUGUUUCCAUUGCCCAUACCAACUCCUCGUCAAAUGAUGAGCAGGCCUCGCCCGCACUCCUAACGGCACGCACAGGCAAUGAUAGUUCACUUAGCGAACUGGCGCAUACCGUCACGCCCACAAACGCGGCACGGCACGACCUGGACAUACACUUCUUUAGCGACACAGAGAUCACAACGCCCACGGGCAUUGGAGCUGGAGGCGCUGGACGCGGCGCCGGUCGUCCCUCGACGCCCAUACAGAGCGACAGCGAACUGGAAACGACCAUGCGCGAUAAGCGUCAUGGUGUCGAUGAUGAGAACAGCGCUCUCUGGAAUUGGGGUGAGCUGCCCACGCCGGAGCAGGCCAAGGGUGCGGUUAGCGCCGCGGAUGCACAGCAAAGCCAACGCCACUGGAUGUUGAGCAACAUGUUUAGCUUCAUGAAGCGGGCCAAUCGUUUGCGCAAAGAGGGCGCUAACGAAGCUGGCGAUAUCUAUCUAUCCGAUUUGGAUCUUGGCCGAAUGGAUCCCGAGAUGGCGGCUCUCUACUUUCCCAGUCCCAAGAACAAGGAGGGCAAGCAAACGAACAGCGGCGACGAGGAUCGCGAGAGUGGCAACGGCACCAGCCUGCCUCAUUCGCCCAGUUCGCUGGAGGAGAACCAAAAGAGCCUGGACUCGGACUAUGAUGAGAGCAAACAGCUGGCACCACAGGGCAAGAAAUAUUUGGACUUCGUGGCCAUGUCCAUGUGCGGCAUGCAGGAGAACGGUGCUCCGCCCAGAGAUGAGGAUUUCGAUCGGCAGCUGGUCACCUAUGCAGAUGUGUGCAAGAAUCCAAAUAUGUUUGCAUCACCGAACCUAGUUGUACGUCUAAAUGGCAAAUACUACACUUGGAUAGCUGCAUGUCCCAUUGUCAUGACAAUGAUAACAUUCCAGAAGCAACUAACCGAAGAUGCCAUCGAGCAGCUCAUUUCGCCAGCGGCACAAAUUGGGGGCGAUGACAAGCCCGAGGCCGUUCACCCAACGGACAAUGUUGGUCAAACCAAGCGUUCCUGGUGGAUUUGGCGACGAUCUCAGGAUGCAGUGCCUAGUCAGGUGAACGGUGCCGACAAGAAACAUCAGAAUUCCGCUGCGCUGGGCAAGGAUGAGAAAGAUGGCGAUCAGGCUGCAGUUAGCACGCAAACAUCGCGUCCUAAUUCCCCGGAUAUAAGCGAUCCCAUUCUCAGCAAGAGCGACUCGCUGGGCAAUGUCGAGAACACUUCCGCUCUGGUAGACAAUCUCGAGGAGCUGACCAUGGGCUCCAAUAAGAGCGAUGAGCCCAAAGAGCGCUACAAGAAAACGCUGCGCCUCAGCUCGGCGGCCAUUAAAAAACUAAACCUCAAAGAGGGCAUGAACGAAAUAGAGUUCAGUGUGACGACCGCUUAUCAGGGCACCACGCGCUGCAAGUGCUAUUUGUUCCGCUGGAAGCACAACGAUAAGGUUGUCAUUUCGGAUAUUGAUGGCACCAUUACCAAGUCGGAUGUGCUGGGCCACAUUCUGCCGAUGGUUGGCAAGGAUUGGGCGCAAUUGGGCGUGGCUCAGCUAUUCUCGAAAAUUGAACAGAAUGGUUAUAAGCUGCUCUAUCUAUCGGCACGUGCCAUUGGCCAGUCACGCGUGACACGCGAAUAUUUACGCUCCAUCAGGCAGGGCAAUGUCAUGCUGCCCGACGGCCCGUUGCUCUUGAAUCCCACUUCCUUGAUAUCCGCCUUUCAUCGAGAGGUCAUUGAAAAGAAACCGGAACAGUUUAAGAUCGCCUGUCUGUCAGAUAUACGCGACCUCUUCCCGGACAAGGAGCCCUUCUACGCCGGCUACGGCAAUCGCAUUAAUGAUGUGUGGGCCUAUCGCGCCGUCGGCAUACCCAUUAUGCGCAUUUUCACCAUCAACACGAAGGGCGAGCUAAAACACGAGUUGACCCAAACAUUCCAAUCUUCGUAUUGCAGCAUGACUUAUAUUGUGGAUCAAUUGUUUCCACCCGUCAAGCAUGACGAAGUUGCCAUCGAAUUCUCCAAUUUCAACUACUGGCGUGAUCCCAUACCGGAUUUGCCGGAACUGGAGACGGCGCAGGUGCCGCCAAACAAACUAGACACAGCCACACUGAGACCCAUUCCAGAGAAAUGAAUAAUCCAUAACCAAACGCAACUACACUUAUAUUAUAUAUACAUAUAUAUAUUAUAUAUACAUAUAUAUAUAUUUAUACAAUAUUACUAUUGACUAUUAGAGUGAAGCUUCUGUCGUGUUAUAUUUCGUAAACAUUAUGUUCAUUUCGCAUACAAACUCGUUCAAGCGCUGUUCAAAUUUCCAAAAAGAUAGCAAAGAAAGAGGAAAAAACAAGUUGAUCACAAUUGAAAUUCAUAAAUACAUCAAGCCUAUGUAUACUAUAAUUAAAUUAUAUAUUAAGUUCUGUGUCAACAAGCAGAAAAAGUGAUUUAGCCUUGAAUUUGUAACAUUGCAUACAAAUUAUUUAGUUAAUUGAUUUGUAUUUGAUUCGAAAUAAGUGAAUUUAUUUGCAAAGGUUUUAUUUAUUUCCUAUAUGCCUUUUUGUUUCUUUUAUCUGCAUUGAAUGAUAAUAAAAUGAAAAUCAAUUGUAAACUGAAAUUCCUGAGCUACUAUAUUGAAAUCUUGUGAUUUAUAAUUUAAACUUAACUACGUCUAUUUUUAUAAUUAUUAUAAUUUUGUGAUCAUCAGUUAAUGAUAAUAUUUUGUGCUUAUGAUUUAGUUUACGCUGGGCCUAAACAAAUGCUUAAAUAUAUAAUAAUAAACGCUGCUUAGCCCCAAAAAUAUAAAUAUUACAACAAAAAGAACGAAUAUAUAAUGUUUCAAUAAAAAAUCAAAUGCUUUAAAACAA